UUAUCCCACUCACUUCAGCUGCAACUUCCACAUAUUGCAUUUUCGCAAACUGUUGUACCUUUGUCGUGAGCAUAUAACGCAAUGGCAAACCGAGGCUACGACGUCGUCGUCGACGUCGACACGGAGGGAGACCUAGGCCAUACCGAUCUACAGGACGACGACCUGGAAUUUCACCCGUCGAACUUCGAGACCAACCCUUCGAACCGCAAAGUCCAACCAGAUUCCACACCUUUCCUCGCCAACAGCGCGACAAACCCUGCAACUCUUCCCAAUGACCCCUCAGCCGUUCCUCCCAAGCACAUGCUCUGGUCGCUCUCCUUUUACGCGCAGUUCUUCGACGUCGACACUUCGACAGUUCUACACCGCUGCCGGAGCGCGAUCUUGCCUUUCCUUCCCAACCAACCGCCCUUUCUCGACACAUUAGACGGCAAUCCCGACCUCUACGGGCCCUUCUGGAUCGCCACGACCGUGGUCGUCAUUCUCUUCCUCACAGGCACAAUAAGCCACAAACUUGCGACCGAGGGCAAAAAGCAUUUCGUAUACGACUUCCGCCUCCUGAGCGGCGCAGCAGGCUUGAUCUACGGCUAUACACUAUUGGUCCCACUUGGACUCUGGGCUGCCCUACGCUGGUUCGGCGCACAAUCGCUGGAGCUUGUUGAGUGCUGGGCGUUGUACGGAUAUAGCAAUCUGUUCUGGAUCGCGGUUGCGUUAGUAUCCUGGUCGCCGCUCAAUGGCCUUAACUACGCCAUAGUUGGACUAGGAUACGGCGUCAGCGUCUUCUUCCUGCUUAAGAACUUGUAUCCUGUCAUCAGUGCCACGGAGAAGAAGAUCAGCCAGAUACUGUUGGUUGUGGUGGUAUUGUUGCAUGCGGGCUUGGCAAUUGCUAUCAAGAUUCUGUUCUUCAGUCACAAGAGUCCUGCUAAGGAUGGGGAAUGAAAACGGGGAUUCGUACACUUUAUGCUCGGUCAGGUUUUGGGCUCGGCUUUCGGCAAGUGUUGGGAAACUGGGCAGUGAGAAAUGAGCUGGGGGGUUUGGGGGGAACCCAGCAUUGAUGUAUCAAUAUCCUUAUGAGUAUAGAUGGGAUUUAUCGGGGAAAUUACAGCACGGUUACUCAGGUCUAGGCUCUCCGUGCUGGCGCAGUUUUUAAAUUCCGGCGCAUGCAUAGAGUGACCACAUCUUAUGCGCCUAACAAGUUUAGGCAUUGGCACUUUGGGAGACUGACUUCUCAGAAG
Exophiala xenobiotica is the source of this 1232-nucleotide messenger RNA. RefSeq lists its product as uncharacterized. NCBI's taxonomy places the organism in Eukaryota, Fungi, Ascomycota, Eurotiomycetes, Chaetothyriales, Herpotrichiellaceae. The record is from RefSeq and is a predicted model, not a curated record. Gene Ontology annotation, molecular function: small GTPase binding. Bases 82 to 936 code for a protein of 284 amino acids. The transcript has 3 exons. Gene Ontology annotation, cellular component: membrane; Golgi apparatus. Gene Ontology annotation, biological process: vesicle-mediated transport.